Jaculus jaculus (lesser Egyptian jerboa) is the source of this 738-nucleotide messenger RNA. It is a transcript of the gene Stpg4, whose product is annotated as sperm-tail PG-rich repeat containing 4. Gene Ontology annotation, cellular component: male pronucleus; germinal vesicle; female pronucleus. Gene Ontology annotation, biological process: epigenetic programing of male pronucleus. Gene Ontology annotation, molecular function: histone binding; chromatin binding. Bases 1 to 738 code for a protein of 245 amino acids. The record is from RefSeq and is a predicted model, not a curated record. The transcript is spliced from 7 exons. NCBI's taxonomy places the organism in Eukaryota, Metazoa, Chordata, Mammalia, Rodentia, Dipodidae.
AUGGACCAGACAGCCAUCCCCUCUGCUGCAGCGCCAAGAGAAGACCAGGGGCACGUAGAGUCGUUAGUCGCCCCCUCGAAACCAACCCGGAAGAAUUCAUCUUUUGAAAGAGAAGGAUGGUGGAGAGAAACAUUAACAAAUACUCCUAUCCCUGGCACUUACCACUUGAGAACUUUCAUUGAAGAAUCCCAAUUAAAUCCAGUGAAAAUAACCUACAAUUUUAAAAAUGAAGGCAGGAAAAAGCCACCUCUUGUGCAAAGAAACGAUCUAGUCCUAAAUGAUCUUCCACAGUACAAGCCACCUGACAUCCUGGACGUGUUAAACAAACAGAUGGCCACAUACUCAUUCAAAGACCAGCCCCGGCCAAGCCCCAGCAUGCUAGUGGACAGAGAUAAGACACUUCAGCUUUCCCCAGGGCAAUACGACAUACUUCCUAUGCCAGUCCCCAAGCACAUGGCCAGGAGCUUCGUAUUUCGCUCAGCAGUUGAAAGGUUUCCACCCAACUACUUCACUCCUCAUGAAGGCCCCGGACCAGGUCAGUAUAACUUGAAAACGCCGCCACCAAACCCCAUUACUUCUUGUUUCCGAUCCAGGGUCCCCAGAUUCUUGCCGAACAGUUCAAAAACACCCGGCCCAGGAGCCUAUACAUCCGCAAGGCAGUUCCCUAAGCAGUCCCCAACCAUAGCCAGAAUGGGCCGAGAACACAGCCUGUUCUUCAACAACACGAUUGGCUUUUAA